Messenger RNA from Linum tenue, 1929 nucleotides. Lineage: Eukaryota; Viridiplantae; Streptophyta; Magnoliopsida; Malpighiales; Linaceae. The record is from the annotation of a GenBank genome assembly.
GUUAGUUGUACUGCUUUACUGUGAACUCUGAUUCCCAAUUCUGCCACCACCCUCGAUCGCGAAAGGAAAAUGGAAGCCACCGCAGUCACCGAGCAGAAUCAGCAGCCGGCUUCCGUCGCCGCCGUCGCCGCUUCCGCUUCUUCUGGUACGAAUCCAUUUCCGUCAAUCCCUUUGUGUCAUGGUCUCUUCGAUUUGUAGUUGACUUUGUUUACGAUGUUGGUGUGUUCGUUUAUUCUUUUCUCCCUUUUUGCAGGGGGUUCGAUCGGGAGAACGAAGCUGCGAUAUCCUCUAAGAUCCGCGGUGAAGUCCAAGGAGGAGAAACCGCCGACAGUUGCCGAUUCCACCGCCUCUGCUUCGUCGAGGAGUUCGCGCAGGGGAAGGCAGGCAUCGAGUGUGAGUAAAAGCGUAGGGGUGCUGGAUCUUUCUGCAAAGGGCAAAUCAUCAGCCAAACCCCCCAGAAGACUGUCCAACCCUACCAAGCCCGUCGUAGGUACUCCAUACCCUAGGCAUGGCGGAAACAUACCAGCAAUAUCUGAGACCAGAAGCAAGAGGAAUGCCAUCAGCCAAGGAAAGAUGGAAACACCUCCUUCUGAUGCCUCGAGGGCUUCCGUUCCACGGACCUUCAACAGGCUGUCCUCGGCUUCGUACUGGUUGGCACAGAUCAAGCUCUCUGAAUCUUCAGCCAAGCACUUGGUUUCUCUGGGUUUCUUCAAACUCGCCCUCGAAGCUGGAUGUGAGCCUCUUCAAAAGAUGCGUGAUGAGCUCAAGUCUUAUGUGCGGCGAUUUGAGCUUGGUGAGCUUGAAGAGUCCAAGGAACUGUUUGAGAAGUACAAUAUCUCUGAGAAUCAAGUUCAAGAGCAGCAGCAGGUGCAAAUCUCAGUCUCUGAGAACUACUCUCAAGCACCAGAAGAGGGAACAAGAUCAUCAUCUGAUGAAGAAUUCCAUAGUUCCUCUUCUACAGCAGGAACCAUGAAACUGAGACCGAGGUCCUUAAAUGCUGGUGCUCCAUCAGUCAAGAAAGAGGCCACCAAGAAGACUACUACUCCUGCUGCUGCUACCGCCAAGAGUAGAAUAUCUUCUUCACUUUCAAACAAGACUACCGUGAAUUCCAAGUCGGUCUCAGAGGCUGGAGCUGGUAAGUUGCAGAAGAAAAUCCAGAAGCCAGUCAAGCAAGAAGCAGCUGGUAAGAAGGGGAAGGAUCAGGUCAAGAAGAAACCAGGAAAUAAGCCUUCAUCUGGAGAAGGCAAGUGUCCAUGCUAAUUGCUAAUUGAUUUCCUUUCCCUGUCUUGAUUGUACGCGGCUAACAUAGGGUUAGUGUGAUUUCGAUCUACAGGUGUAGCACAACUCAGCUCUGCUGCAGAUGCUACUGACUGUAGAUCCGAGGAGAACAAAGAAAACAUGGAUGAAACACCAAUGGAGGAAGUAGGUACGACCGAAGUCGCUUAAGGAAGAGAGCUAUGAGUAAUUUGAAGCUUCAUAAUUACUACAUUCGUUGGUUGAAUUCCUGCAGUCCGAUGAUGGAUUUGUCUUCAGUGUUUUAUAGUAGUGGGGGCUUUUCCUUUGUAUAGAAAGGAGAUCAAAUACUUUUUUUUAUCCUUGAGUUGCUUCAAGUUUGGGUGUGUGAGGAAAGAAAAUUGUCUUUUCUGUUGGUUAUUUUCGCUCGAAAGUUUGUAUUGGGAAUUCUUUUCGUUUGUUCUUCUAUGGUGGAGUGGAGAUUGCUUGGGUUUUCCUAUGCUUUUCUCCCGUCGAUUUGGGUAUCAUUUCUGUCCUGUUGAUAUUUGCUCCCGACAAUUCUGCACCAUGGAACAAACAUAAAACCUGUAGCUCAGUCUCAGUGAAUCAUAUAACCUAUCACUUAGGUAGCCAGCUUCACCUUGUUCAUCAAGACUUUGAUGAACAUGAAAUUGGGCCUGGGGAGAUAGUCUUUCG